UUAUGAGCAACUGGAAAUCUGACAGAGAGCCCAACAGCUAGGCUUUGGGUAUGAGGAGUAUCAGGUCACGAAGGAGGAUGGGUAUAAACUUAAGCUGAAUAGGAUAUCCUCUAGUUUACAAAAUCCAUAGAUAGAGGGAAAGCUCCUAUACUUUUGCACAUCUUUUGUUUGUAGAAGGAGAAUUGUUUACUUUACUCGAUUCAGUCCAUUUUCCUGCUUUCUACCUUGCAAAUCAAGGAAGGGAUGUUUGGAUCAUUAAUAUGAGAGGUUCAAAAUUUAGCCAACGGCAUGUGAGUCUUGACUUUAACACAGAUGAAUACUGGUAUUUUCAUAUAACAGGCUUUUCUAAAAUUCCAGUAUUUGCCUUGUUAUUUGGAGGAACCAACUUUGCUAUUUCAUUAGCUCUUGAAUCAGAGUUCUUCUCAUCAAGAAUCUCUGUAACAGUAUUAGCAUCUAAAGUUCUAAAUUCUGGGCAUACUAAUGGAUUAAUCUAUGCUUUUUUGGGUAAUUUCCCUCUUUUAUCAAUAUUUUAAGGUAAUUACAAAAUGUGUUUUUCAGUGAUAAGAAUAAACUUAUAAGUACUCUUGUCUACACAAUCUCCAAAUGCUUGCCCAGGCACUUCAAGGAU
This is a messenger RNA of Moneuplotes crassus, 628 nucleotides long. NCBI's taxonomy places the organism in Eukaryota, Ciliophora, Spirotrichea, Euplotida, Euplotidae. The record is from the annotation of a GenBank genome assembly.